Messenger RNA from Cuscuta campestris, 972 nucleotides. The record is from the annotation of a GenBank genome assembly. NCBI's taxonomy places the organism in Eukaryota, Viridiplantae, Streptophyta, Magnoliopsida, Solanales, Convolvulaceae.
CCAUCAUUCAAGAACUUUUCAUUCAUUGAUUGAUUCAUUGUUCGCAACCGAGUUCAACUCACUACAAAACCGAGUCGAUCCCCGAGUUUUACGGCGGUAUACGAUGGGUAUAUGCACCUCGUGUGAGUCCGCCUCGGUGGCGACGGCGAAGUUGAUACUUGAAGACGGAAGGUUGCAGGAGUUCUCCUGCCCCGUCAAGGCCUCCUACGUCCUACAGAGGGACCCCACCGUCUUCAUCUGCAACUCCGACGAAAUGGACUUCGGCGACGUCGUUUCCGCCCUCGCCGGAGACGAGGAGCUCCAGCCCGGACAGCUCUACUUCGCUCUCCCGCUCUGCCGCCUAAAGCGCCGCCUCCAGGCCGAGGAAAUGGCCGCAUUGGCCGUCAAAGCUAGCUCCGCCUUGACCAAGAGCUUGGGUAGUGGCUGCGAGAAGAAAUGCGGGUGUCGCCGGAAAGGCGUAUUAGAUUUCCCCGUCGAGAAGGAAUCCAAGUCGGCGGCGGCGGCGGAUAGGUCAGUCAUCGCUGGAGGGUUGACCAACGGUGGAAGAAGUAACGGUAACGGAGGUGGUAGGAGGAGGUCAGGGAAGUUCGCGGCGAACUUGAGGGCAAUUCCGGAAUAAGAAAAGAUCACGACGGUGGGUCGUGGUCACUUUGUACUGUAAAUAUUCGGAGUUUUUAGAUAUAGCUUCCGAAUUAAAUCCGAGGGUAAAUGGGUAAUAUUUUUUUCUACCUGGACGGACGGACGGGGAAACGGCCGUUUCCACUUCAAUUCCGUCACUUAUUUUUUAUUCGUGUUUUUUCUCUCUCUCUCUUGGGGGAUUCAUUAUUGGUGCCAGCCGGUGAAUGGGGGGUUUGUGUCAUCCAGUUUUGCCUCAACAUUUGUUGUUUGCCUAUGAAUUCCAAUUCCAAAAAAAAAAAACAGAGAGUAUUUCUUUAAAUUUUGGCCUUAUUUCAAUAUAAUUGAUUGUAGUUU